UGAAACCAAAACCACAUCAAAGCUGACAUGAGCUCAUAAAAAGUAAGGUAACUUUUGUGAAUUCACUUUUAAAGGAGACUUUUUGAUUAUCUUCAGUUUUACGGAAGCGACUUGCGACAACAAAAGAGAGUUACUUCGCGCUCUCUUCCUUUCUGAGGAGAGAUCAUCUGUGGCAAUGCAGUAAUGUUUGUCUUGAUAUAACUCGUACUAUUGUUUUCCUUAUUUGAAAAGAUGGAAAAAAGUUUUGCUGAUCUACUUAGUGAUGCUUUUUCAGAAACAGCUGUUCCCUCAUUCCCUGAUGGAGAUUUGGACUUUGAGAAUAUAAGUUUUGAUGAAAGAUUUGAGGACGACAAAACAGACAUCUCUCACGAAAAUGUACUUGCAAAGGAAGACGAAGCUCUACAACAGGAAGCAACCGGUCAAACUGCAUUUUUGUCUUGUGUGGAAACUAAAGAUGUACACAUGGCUGAACAUGUUGAUGAAAAGCAGUUUGAUGAUAAACAGUUUGAGGAGGAUUUUGAAGGUGUAGGGGUUAAGAGCAGGUCCAAAACACCGGAGGAGGAUUACACAAGCUCAGAGUCUGAACAGGAAGGCUCUGCCUCUGGAGAAGAUGAAGAGGGUGAGGAAGAGGACACGGGAACAGGAGAGAAAACAGGGGAUUUGUUAAGGCCGGUUCGCUGCGGCGACGAGUUUUGCGAUGGUAAUAAAGAGGACAGGGUCUUUGCUGAGGGACAACCUCUUACCCCUGAGGCAGCUGAAAACCCUCAAGUUAGAAAUGAGGAGCAAGGUGAGAGUGAGAGUGAUGAGGAGGUGUCCUAUUUUAAGAGAGUCCCUGAACAUGGCAGUGAGAUGAUGAUAGGAGGUGACGGGAUUGAAGAGGAUGAGCAAGUGAGGAGUGAAGAAAAGGAAGAGGACUCGUGUGAGGGCAUGAAAAUCGAACACAAAGAAGAUGUUCUGUGCAAAGAUGACCCAGCGAAAGCCAGUUUGGAGUUUCCAGAAAUAUCAGAGCAAAAUCUGCAGGAUCUUAUUGCUGAAGUUGAUCGUGAGGAAUGCAGAGAGAAAGUGAAGGAUUUCUCAGGGGAGGAGCACCAAGAUGCAGGUGAGAGCUUUGCAGAUUAUCCCUCAGACUUUUCUUCAUGUGAAUACGUAGAAGAUAGAGGGAAAAGUCAAGAGAGUGAUAACCCGUCGAACGCCUGGGCCUGUGCAUCCGACAGCGGUUCAAUUUCAAAGCCGAACACCUGCCUGGAAAGAGAUGUGGUGGAUGUAACAUGCAUAGGAAAAGCUGAGGACACUGAUGAGGAAGAGUAUGGGUAUCUGUACAGCAGAGAUUUAAAGGACGGCGACUUCAGGAGGCUGUACAUGUUAACUGGAGAACAAGAGGCAGAGGAGAUUGUGUUGGGCGAUGCAGCUGUAGCAGAGGUUGAUGAUGAAGAUGAGACAAGUGAGAGUGAUUCCUACACCUCCAGUGAUGAUGAGGUCCAAGAAAAGAGGAGCGAUGAGGAACUCUUUGACAGUUGGCGUCUCCGAGAUCUUGAAAGCAACAAGCAGCUGUGGGAGAAUCGCGGUGGGAGCAGUGAAGCGUUUUCUGAUGAUUACUAUCGAGGGGAUUCAGCAGAUUUCAACAUAAUUCGGAACCUAGACAUGUUAACAACUCAUCUGUCUGAAGACCUGUUAACCACAGAGGAUACAAACAAAGCGGAAACACCACUGUCAGAUGAAACUCAGCAUCCUGCAGAAGAAGACGUCAACAGCUACUCAGUGGUACAAAGAGGGGAUGAAAAAACAACAAGCCACUCUAAUCAGGGAUUCCUGGAUGACAGCUUCUUCUUCAACACUGUACCCGAAGCCUCUGGGAUCACCGAGCUGGGACAGUGGGGAGAGUAUGAAGAGUACGAAGAGGAGAGGAACUGGGAACAAGAGCAAGAGAGAAUUAAGGCUUUUAACAAGUUUUAUGAUGACAGCGACGGAGAGAAUAGAAGAGAAGAGAGGCAGAUAAAAGUUCAGUUUUGUGCAGAUCCCUUGUCUCAAGUCAUUCACUAUGAAACUGACAGCAGUGAGAGAGAUUCACACAGCAGCUCCACAGAAGGGGAGGAAGACCUGAGCUCAGCAGAUUCAUCUGAGGUGUGCCUGCAGACACAUGAAUUGAGGGAGCCUGACGACAGUACGGAAAUGACACCGGCCUGUGAUCCCCCGAACGCCGAACUACCAGAGAAUGUGCCAGACAACAGCAACACACAUAUUUGUACCAGGAAAGACAAAGUAUGUACUCACUGGCCUUUUCUGAACAUUCACUUUGUUCCUGAAUUGUUUGGUUACUUUUACCUCUCUGUCCUGUCCUUUGUUCCCGCAGUGUUUCAACAUGCUGAAGCUGACUCUGAAGAUGGGUCUGGUGAUACUGACGGGACUGCUGAUGUUCUGGUUUGCCUCAGACCAAGCGGGCUGGUUCAGCCACGUGUCGUUCUUCUAGGUCAAAACAUAAGUUUUGGUCCUUAAAAUUAGUUCACAUGCUUACAAAUGACCAAAAAUGACAUUAAAAAUAUUGUCUUGUAAAAAUGCAAUGUAAAGUGAUGAACUUGUGUAAUGGAAAAUGUCAUAUGUCUAUGUUAAAUUCUUAUUGUUUAAUACUUGGUUCAAUGAACUUCUGUCUUUCCCAGCAUAUCUCUGUAACUUUAUUUUAUUCCCACCCUUUCUUCUUGUGUCUAUCCCAAAUGGGUGAAUCUUCUCCCCCUCCCCUCUCUUCUCUUUACUCACGGUUUUAUUGUGUCUUCCUAACACCUGCAACUGUGCGAACUCUCCACACACACCCCUUCUCUUCCUCACCCAGACUACUUGCACUCUGUGUGAUUGAUGAACCUAUUUGCAAAUAAUAAAUACUCCAAAGACAA
Cottoperca gobio is the source of this 2885-nucleotide messenger RNA. RefSeq names its product midasin. Bases 232 to 2493 code for a protein of 753 amino acids. The record is from RefSeq and is a predicted model, not a curated record. Lineage: Eukaryota; Metazoa; Chordata; Actinopteri; Perciformes; Bovichtidae. The transcript has 6 exons.